AUGAUGAAGAAUUUUUUUUCGUGAAAGAUAACAUCAAACCUUAACAAACAUUUAUCUUAUAAGUGUCAAACAAACAAGAAAAAGGAUCUUCUUCUUGGAUUUUCAAUAACAAUAAAAAUGUCUUUCUUGUCUACUUUUGUUGCUUAUUUGAAACAUGUAAUCAGGGGAGGCGCAGGAGCAGGAGGAGAAGUGCCUACAAUGACGACGACCAUCACCAUCGGAAACCGUUGGUCACGACCACUAUUUAUCCAAUAUGGAUCUCCUCCCACUAAACCUGAAUUUGUACUGCAGACUUGGUCUGAUUUUAGAAGCUGGGCUAUGAAUAAUGCAGGAUUUGGUUCAUCAGCAAGUAUGUCGAUAAUAAGUAGAAGGGCGAGAAUUGUGCAUUCAGUCGAUACUUCAACCAUUAUUAUGAACUCGUCACCAUCAAAUCCUGCAGCAAAAAGGCUUCUUGAUGCUUUCCAUUUGAUGGAAACUGAUGCUUCGAUUAGGAAAGUUGUGAUAUCGCUAUCAACAGAUUACCAUGUAUGGAAUUCCAUUGUAAGGAACAAAGCGUUUCAGGAACUUUGUAUAUCAAAACCGGGCACAGCAAACGAAGAAGCAGCCUUGAGCUACAUGGAAGAGGGAGAAUCUGCAUCUCAAAUCAUUAAAUGGUUAUUUUCAAACAUGGCAUCUGGAAUCACGGAGUUCAUGGGCAAGAUAGAUGGUUGUGUGUCUGGUGUAUUACAAUGGUUGCCAAAAAGCAAUAACACUAUGUUGCCACUUGACGACGGUGUACUGGAAGAGAGAGUACGAUCUCCUAUGCUCCUCUCUAUUGUCCUACUCAUGGUGUACUUUGUAACCAAGGGUAUGGACUUGGACAAUUCAUGAUCCCUCCAUCUCUGGUAUUAACUUCUUCGAAAGGUUCGUUGGUAGGCAGUUUUGGAGAUUUUUUAAAUUCUUGUAUCACACAUUUGAGUGUGAACAGUGAGUUGCUUAUUUUUAGUUAGUAUUUUAAACCAUAUGGUGAUGAUAAAUUUUCCCGAAUUCUAGUAGAUCUUCAAUAACAGGGAUAGUUAUCCCUAAAUUUUUGUAACUUGCUACUACAUUUACCUUUGAGUGUGAACAGUGAAUUGCUUGAUUAAUUA
Molecule: messenger RNA, 1127 nt
Organism: Erigeron canadensis
Lineage: Eukaryota; Viridiplantae; Streptophyta; Magnoliopsida; Asterales; Asteraceae
Exons: 4
Coding region: 118-870 (250 amino acids)
Source: RefSeq, a predicted model, not a curated record